Messenger RNA from Melanaphis sacchari, 1038 nucleotides. Its product is annotated as zinc finger MYM-type protein 1-like. The transcript has a single exon. Bases 1 to 1038 code for a protein of 345 amino acids. NCBI's taxonomy places the organism in Eukaryota, Metazoa, Arthropoda, Insecta, Hemiptera, Aphididae. The record is from RefSeq and is a predicted model, not a curated record.
AUGGAACGUUUAAUGGAACAUGAAAAUUCUUUAGACCACGUUAAAAAUUUCCUUGAAUGGAAAAUUUUUGAAAAAAAAUUAAAAAAUGGUGGAGCUAUUGAUGACUGUUUACAAAAUGAAAUAAGAUCACAAGAAGCAAAAUGGAGACACAUUUUAAAAGCAAUUUUGAAUGCAAUAUUGUACUGUGCCAUCAACAAUUUAGGAUUGAGGGGACAUUCAGACAUACCUGGGAGUCCAUCCGCAGGUCAUUUUCUUAAUUUGUUAAGUUUAAUAAGUAAAUAUGAUCUUAUAUUAAAAGAACACAUUGAAUCACAUAAAAAAAGUUCUAUAAAUUACUUUUCUCAUCAAAUUCAAGAUGAGUUUAUAGCUUUGUUGUCUAAAAGAGUUCGAAAUGAAAUCAUACAUCAAAUUAAAUCUGCUAAAUAUUAUACAAUAAUGUUUGAUUACACGCCAGAUGUGUCAAGAACAGAGCAAAUGAGUCAAGUUAUUAGAUACGUUCGUGUCACUGGUAGUAAAGUAAUUGUAGAAGAAAGUUUCUUAGGCUUUAUAGAAUCUCAUGAAAAAACUGGUAGUGGUUUGACUACUGAAAUAUUACAUCAGAUAUGUCAAGAUGGUUUGGAUAUUAAUAAUUGUAGGGGCCAAGCAUAUGACAACGGAUCAAAUAUGGCAGGGAAGUACAAUGGGGUUCAAGCAAAAAUUUUAGAAAAAAAUAACUUAGCAACAUUUAUACCUUGUACAGCACAUUGUUUAAAUUUAGCAGGUGUAAAUGCUGUAGAAUCAAAUAAACAAAUACAACUAUUGUUCGGUAAAAUUCAACAACUAUUUAAUUUUUUUUCUGGUUCUACUUUACGUUGGGAAAUAUUGAUGAAAUCAUUGAAAGUAACUUUUAAACCAUUUUCCGAUACUAGAUGGUCCUCUAAAGCUGCUGCAGUAAAAGCCCUUUACAAACAAUUACCUGAAGUGAAAUGUGCUUUGAUUAAUAUUAUUGAAAAUGGAAAUCUUGAUUCAAAACCUAUUGCGAAAAAUUUACUUAAUUAA